AUGGAAAAAAAGAAGUUCGCUGUUAUCGGUGGAGGUUGGUCCGGUAUAUAUGCCUUAAAGUACCUGUUGGAAGAACAACUGGAUGCCCGACUCUAUGAACGUGAACCGAAUCUUGGUGGAGUAUGGCUCUACAAAGAAGCACCAGGUGGUGUCUAUCGAUCGACACAUGUUACGUCAUCGAAAACGUUCCUACACGCCUCCGACUUUCCGAUGGCCAAAGAGAUUGCUCAUUUUCCAAAACAUGAUCAAGUACUUGCUCAUUUAAACUCGUAUGCUGAUUAUUUCAAUUUAUGGUCUCACAUGCAUUUUACCUGUGACGUUGUCAAGAUUGAAAAAGGCCAAGAUGAUCAAUGGAGGGUACGAUUUCGAAAUGACGGAAGAGAGAUAGUAGAAGUAUUUGAUGGAGUAGUGAUAGCUGUCGGACAACAUCAAACAGCUAAUGAUCUUCGCCAUGUUGAACCGUUGGAUCAAUUCACAGGGACUAUGUCCCAUAGCAUAUCAUACAAAGAACCAGAUGACGCUCUCUACUGUGAUAAAACAAUUCUGAUUGUUGGCGGAGGCGAAACAGCUAGUGAUUUGGCCGUUGAACUUUGCAGAGUUGCUCGUCGCAUUUACAUGAGCAUUCGAGGGGGUCAAUGGUUUCAAGAACGUCUCACCGGAGAUCAACCCGCAGACAUUCAUUUCACGAAGUCCUUGGGAUUCUUUGGUUUUUACGAUAAUAUAUGGGUUAGAAUCGGUUGGUCAGUGUUAAUUCGACCCUUUUGGGGUGAAGGCGGAACAGGAAUCAUAGAAUGGAAACCUCGAUGUCGGCUUUUCCAUGGUUUUAUCAAUAAAAGUCGAGAGGUGGUCCAUAGAGUGGCACAAGGAAUAGUCAUACCUAAGAGGGCGAUCGCGAGCAUCAAGGAAAAGCUGGUCACUUUUGACGGUGACGGAAAACCGGUGCAUAUUGAUCAUAUUCUGUUAUGCACUGGGUAUAUACGCUCUCAUCCGUUUUUAGAUGAGAACUUGGAGAAAGAGGUCGACAUCAAAUUUCUUUAUCAAUUGAUCUUUCCUGUCAAUCUGCCUAAUCUUGCUUUUGUGGGCACUGCUCGACCGGUGUUUGGCUCUAUUCCUUCACUUGCCGAGUUACAAGCUCGUCGUGUCGCGCAAAUAUUUUCCGGUCGAGCAUUUCUUCCGUCGCCAACAAAUAUGUCCACCUGGUUAAGCAAAUAUUGGAAGCGUCACACUCAACUCUAUCCAUUCGAUGCACGACUUCGACAGCUUGUCAAUCAAUUCGAGUAUACUGAACUAUUAGCUGAUGAGGCAAAAGUAAAACCUAAUUUAUGGCGAUUAUUUUUUUCGCAACCUCGCAAAUGGUAUACAAUUUACUUUGAAAGUCCGUGGACUCCUUUUCUCUUCCGUAUGAAUACGAUCGAAUCCGAAGACGAGAAACUAGCGUAUGCCAGGCAUGUGGAAUGUAUUCCUCGACCAGAUCAGCCGUUUGGCAACUACAAACAAUUUAUUCGAAGUGCCAUUGUUUGUGCUUACUAA
Molecule: messenger RNA, 1530 nt
Organism: Didymodactylos carnosus
Lineage: Eukaryota; Metazoa; Rotifera; Eurotatoria; Philodinida; Philodinidae
Source: the annotation of a GenBank genome assembly